Molecule: messenger RNA, 2604 nt
Organism: Vitrella brassicaformis
Lineage: Eukaryota; Vitrellaceae
Source: the annotation of a GenBank genome assembly
AUGCCACACGGUCUGGAUAUCCUUCUCUGCUUGCCACUAUGGUGUGUUUGCGUAUGCCUGCAGGUGGCAACUACGUUCUCCGAGACGCUGGCCUGUACUUGCUGGUUGACGGAGAAAUCCUGCGGCCGGAGUCUCUUCGUCAUCGGCAGGACCUUCUCCGGUUUGUUGUCUCUGGUCUGAGGCCCGCGUUGAGAGAGGCCUCAGGUGCGACACAAAUGCGAUGAAGUGAUUGAUUGAUCAUCUGUGUCUGUCUUGUUGUAUGGUUGUUGUAGCUGGCCCCUUCGUGAGGCCAAGCGCAGCGGUCUCACCGACGGCCAGCGACACGUAAGUGAAGCCAAGACUGCUGCUGAAAUACUGAGAGGGAAUCGUGUCAGCCAUGUGGUCUAUCUGCUUGUUGAUCUGGCUGGCUACAGGACCAGGGCGACCGAGACACCGACCCUGCCGCCCAGCUCUCCGCCACCCAGCUCGCCAUCCCACAUGUCGGCCAGGGCAACCGACACGUGAGUGGCAGAGAAAACUGACGAAAAUGCACCUGAUAGACUCGACUGUUGCUUCUCAGUGUAACAAGACAGACGCCAAGUGCGACGAUCGGACAACUUCUCGUGAAGAUCAAGGAGUUGCGGAAGACACUAAGGGGGCUGUCCGACAUCUCCCCGGAGGAGAUAUGGGCCCACGUUCGUUCCCUGGUCAUGUCCCAUCAGCUCAUCCGCCUACAGCCGGUCAACUCACCCGACCAGCCCACAGCAGCGAGAACUGCCGAAGCACAGCAAGCGACGUUCGACUGGGCCGCCCAAUGGCAUCAGGUUGAAAAUACGAAGGAAAACACACUAUGUCACUUGUCGUACGUCUUGUGAUGUUGCAGGCUGACGAUACAAGAGACCUCCAGCGACCGGGGGUGCACCUCUACUACACACUCAAGUCAAGCAAGAGCAGCAACAGCAGCAGCAGCACCAACACCAGCAGCAGCGCCAACAGCAGCAACCGGAGCCUGAGGAUGCCGAAGUGCGAGUACAUUGUGGGCUGCGUGGAAAGUGAGUCAGGGGAGCCGCUGUACCAUCGUCUGGACAGCAAGAUGUGCGGGCAGCUCACCAAUGAGCUGUGGUACGUCCACAUCGACCGGAAGGUGAGAGAAGAUGGGGAGGGAACGGAUGUUGGGACGGCUGGCUGAGUGUUUGAUUCUCUGUCAGUCGAUGUAUUUCAUCAUGGGCAUCACCGAGGGGGGCAGGGAGAAAGAGUGGGACGCGCCGCCCUUCCACACCGUGACCGACACAGACAGUCGAGACCGCCAUCCCUUUGCACGGGUGUGUAGUCUGGAAAGCUACUAUUCCAUCAAGCAUGAGGGGAUCUAUUUGCUGCAUGAAGGCGUCGUCCACACGCUCUGGCCGGAGGAAACCAUCAUUCGUGAGGCGUGUCUCGGUGAGAAAUGACCACAAAAGAAGACUGUCGGUCCCAAACGUCUUCAAGUUGGUCCCCUUCAGACAUUCUGUCGCUGCUCGACAAGGAGGCCAUGACAGCGAACAGUGCCCACAUUCUUUACACGACCAGCUGGAGGCAUCCUCGCUGCCACUACCGACGAGCAGACUUCAUUUCGAACAUUGUGAGGGAGGUGAGGUGGACCGGUUCGCCCGGUGUCAGGUGUGAGGGCGUCCCAGAGGGCGAAGGAGACCUCUUUCACAUCUCGAUGGCCUGGCACGAGGUGAGGAGACGCGGGACACACACUCUGCUGUCAUCUUUGUGUCGCUCAUCGUGUCGUCUGUCUUGUCAGAAUCUGCGCAUUCUGUUCAACGAUGGCAAUGAGGAGAAGACCGUCUGGGAUCAUCCUCGAGGCGAGGCUCUGCCCACAGCAAUUGGGGCCAGUAAUGGUUCGAUUGGGCUGUGUCUCCCUCUUCAGAUGGCAGCGGCGCCUAUGUGAUUCCCUCGCCGGGCCUUUACGUCAUAUCGCAGAGCUGCAUGUACUCGGCCUCCACCUUCAACGCGGCUGACGAUGGCCUCCUUCUCCACAUAUACCAGCUGCUGGAGGCAAAGACAGCCGACAUGGCCAGUAAGCAACAAGACACGAACAGCCCGAAGAAGUCAGAUGAGUCUUUGUGUAUGUGUGUGUGUGUCUUGUGUGUCUCAGCUGCCGACGAGCAUCGUGAGACGCAAGGGGAGCUCCGUGCCUUGGCCUCGAGGCUGAGCACAGUGAGAAGCCAGGAAAGUCGUCCUUCAGCGGCCGGAGGGGAGGCAUUCCAGAGGCGACUAACAUCCAUCGUGGGACUUACAAGACCAAGACAUAGGGCAUUUUUGUGGCGUGGUAGUACGUGCGCCUGUAGGAUAGGACAUGGAUGCGAUGAGUUGCAGUCGGGUUUGUGCCGUGAGUGAGGGUUCUGUUUGCUAUUUUUGCGUUGAUGGAGAUGUGACACUCACUCACUCACUCACGAUAGAUGGGAUGGAUAACCUAUGUAUGUAUCCUUCGAGAGGCACACCGCCAGCCAACGGCUCGGCGACUUCUUUGCGUGUGUGUGUGUGUGUUGGAUGAAGGCUGGCCAGCCAAGCUUUCACUGCAUGUGUUUCUGUGGCUGUCCAUCGACUCAUGAAUGCAGCCCGGCACAGAGACAAAUGAAU